AUGAAUAACACUCAGGUUAAAGUAUUUGUCCUCCUGCAGCUUUGGGAUACGCCUGCUGGACAAUUUUCUUUUAUAAUAUCUUUUACUCUCAUUUAUCUAUUAACAUUAUCUGGAAACCUCAUAAUUAUUCUCAUCUGCAGGCUUGAAAGAACACUUUCCACACCAAUGUACUUCUUCCUCAGUCACCUCGCAGCUUUGGAAAUAUGCUACAUUUCUGUCACCUUACCCAAAAUGCUUCAUGGUUCGAUAACUGGCAAUAGUACAAUAUCAUUUGUUGCUUGUCUUACUCAGUUAUAUUUUUUUGGAUCCCUAGGCUCUACUGAAUGUUUUCUUCUUGCUAUAAUGGCCUAUGAUAGGUUUGUAGCAGUAUGUAAGCCUUUGUAUUAUCACAAUGUCAUGACUAAAAAGCUUUGUACUGUUUUGGUUAGUUGUUGCUGGUCAUCAGGGUUCAUAUCCACUAUGUCUUCUAUCCUCUUUAUUUCCACUUUGCAAUUUUGUGGGGCUAACCAUAUCCAACAUUUUUUCUGUGACAUCACACCACUUCUGAAGUUGUCAUGUACCAAUGUCCAUAAGACAGAAACUUUAAUUUUCCUCCUAGCUUCUGUGAUAUUGGUGGGUUCUUGUCUGGUUACAUUGUUAUCCUACUUCAGGAUCCUUAUCACCAUAUUGGCUAUUGCUUCAGGAAAUGGAAGAAGAAAGGCAAGCUCAACAUUUGCUUCCCAUCUGACAGUUGUAACUAUUUACUACAGCACAAUGAUUUUUGUCUACGUUCGUCCAACCACUAGUGGGGCUUCUAGCUUCAAUAAGAUCCUGUCAGUGUUGUAUACUAUCCUUACUCCAUUGCUUAAUCCCUUUAUAUAUACUUUGAGGAACAAUGAGGCUCAACAAGCUCUGAGGAAAACAAAGGAAAGGGUUAUAUUACAUUUCAAAAACUGUUUCUCAUUGUAG
Molecule: messenger RNA, 948 nt
Organism: Bufo bufo (common toad)
Lineage: Eukaryota; Metazoa; Chordata; Amphibia; Anura; Bufonidae
Product: olfactory receptor 6B2-like
Exons: 1
Coding region: 1-948 (315 amino acids)
Biological process (GO): G protein-coupled receptor signaling pathway
Cellular component (GO): membrane
Molecular function (GO): olfactory receptor activity; G protein-coupled receptor activity
Source: RefSeq, a predicted model, not a curated record